AGACAGCUUAGUUUUUUUGUUUUUUUUUUAUUAACUUACCAUUUUUUUGUGCUGCGUUUUAUCUGUUGCUGUGACAUCUGCCAUGAGCGCGCUGUUUUGCUGCGAUGAAGCUGCCACAUGGAGGAGAGUUUAUGAGAAGUACUGGGAUGUGGUGGAGGCCCGAGCCAAAGAUAAGAAACCCAAGCUUCUACAGCUUGAUAAAUGGUACCAGGAGAAGCUUCCUGCUCUGAUUUCAAGUCGACCUGACAAACACCUCACUCAGCCGGAGCUGGUGAAACUGAUGGAGUGGAAGCUCACUAGGGGGAAGUUCAGGCCGAGGCUGCAGCAGUUGGUGGCUUCCAACAGUGAGGAAACUAUUCAAAAAUGUUCCAGAAAGGCAUUCAGCCUCCUUCCUGAUGUGCAGGCUGCCAUCGCAGAGCUCAGCACCCUGAAAGGAGUUGGCCCUGCCACUGCUUCAGCGGUGCUGGCAGCUGGAGCUCCAGAACUCACUGCGUUCAUGUCUGAUGAAGCUAUGGAGAGCGUGCCCGGUCUGACGCCCAUCCAGUACACAGCUAAACACUAUGCUCUGUACCUGGAGAAAAUUACUGCACAGUCUGCAAAACUAAACAAAGUGGAUCCACAGCAGGACUGGACGCCCCACAGGCUGGAGUUAUGUUUGUGGGCGAUGACCACAGCCACAAAGCAGCAGCUUCCUCUUCUGAAGGAUCUCAAAGUGAAGGGCAGCCGCACACAGAAGCAGACCUCAGACCCAGACUCUGAGCAGAGACCAGCAAAGAAACUGAAGGCUUCUUAAUAAUCCAAAAAACAUCCACCGCUUGAGGUUUUAAGUGUCUGCUUCUUUUUU
This is a messenger RNA of Cyprinodon tularosa, 844 nucleotides long. RefSeq lists its product as uncharacterized. Gene Ontology annotation, molecular function: transposase activity; DNA binding. The coding region runs from base 83 to 793 and encodes 236 amino acids. NCBI's taxonomy places the organism in Eukaryota, Metazoa, Chordata, Actinopteri, Cyprinodontiformes, Cyprinodontidae. Gene Ontology annotation, biological process: DNA repair; DNA transposition. The transcript is spliced from 5 exons. The record is from RefSeq and is a predicted model, not a curated record.